GUAAGUAUUCGACUCGUCACGAAACGAAAAGGUCCGUUACAGACGUCGUAUCUUUAUCGCCUCUCGCUUUACUUUAUUUUUAUCUCUUCUCCCAUCCUCCUCCUCCCUCUCUCUCUCCCUUUUUCUCUUCUUCUUCUUCUUCUUCACCAUGUCUGCCACCUCCCAACAUCCUCCCCCCGGUAAACCAGAUGCCACCACCACCCAGGUCCGACAGUCCCCCACCCAUCCCUCCCGCACCGCCGAACUCGCCAGUCUUAAAGUAAGACUGCGCAAUGCGCUGCGCCAGUUCCCCGACUUCCCCUCCCCGGGCAUCCUGUUCGAGGAUAUCAUGCCCAUCUUCGCGGACCCCACCCUGCACGAGGCUCUGACCCGAUGCCUGGAGCUGCACAUCAUCGAGACCUACGGCGAGGACCAGAAACCCGAUGUGAUUGUCGGUCUUGAGGCAAGAGGCUUCCUCUUCGGCCCCAGCCUGGCCCUGAGAAUCGGUGCCGGCUUCGUCCCGGUGCGCAAGCAGGGCAAGCUGCCCGGUCCAUGUGAGACGGAGACCUAUCAGAAGGAGUAUGGCCAGGACCACUUCCAGAUGCAGUCGGGUGCUGUGAAGCCGGGCCAGAGAGUGCUGGUGGUGGACGAUAUCAUUGCGACGGGUGGAUCCGCAUAUGCCGCCGGAAAUCUCGUCAAGAAGAUGGGCGCUACCCUCCUAGGCUUUGUGUUCAUCAUGGAGCUGGACUUCCUCAAGGGAAGGGAGAAGCUCCCGGCACCGGUCUACACCCUUCUCACCGGGCAGGAGAGCAAGGUGUGAUUCUUUCGUUUCGACUCCCAAUUAAUUCGAAAGAACCGGUCUCCUUUGUCUGUGUCCACUCUUCGAACUAGUGGUCCGCAAAAUCCCGCCCACCAUAGAAUCUU
Paecilomyces variotii is the source of this 903-nucleotide messenger RNA. RefSeq names its product adenine phosphoribosyltransferase 1. Gene Ontology annotation, cellular component: cytoplasm. The record is from RefSeq and is a predicted model, not a curated record. Gene Ontology annotation, biological process: adenine salvage; AMP salvage. Bases 149 to 799 code for a protein of 216 amino acids. Gene Ontology annotation, molecular function: adenine phosphoribosyltransferase activity; adenine binding; AMP binding. The transcript is spliced from 3 exons. NCBI's taxonomy places the organism in Eukaryota, Fungi, Ascomycota, Eurotiomycetes, Eurotiales, Thermoascaceae.